AUGCCUUUCCGUUCCAAAGUCCAGCCUAUCAACAUCAAUGGUGUAGGGAUGAGACAAGCGCCGAGAUCUCGACUGAAGCGGCUUUUUGAACGUCCGUUCUCUCUGAAGAACUUAGCCGGUGUAGAUUCAUCGCUUUCUAGAGAAAAUUCCGAAGAAAUCGAACCGAGCUCGGUCUGUUUGAGGAGGAUGGUGCAGAACUAUAUCGAGGAUCCAGACAGUGAGAAACAAUCAAAGUGCAUUGUUCGUAACCGAUGCAACUGCUUCAGUGGAAGUGGUACUGAUAGCUCUGACGAGGACGACGAAGAAUCUUCUUCUUCUAGAAGAGUUCUUCGAAGCCUCAAGAGUCUUUUACUUUGUGCGAACGUAUCUGAGCGUGAUCUCGAGACGAAAACAACCGAGAUCGUUGAGAGAGAGGUUGAAGAUAAGUCCAGACUGAAAAAUGUUGUUGAUGAACUGGUGGCUUUAGGCUAUGAUGCAGCAAUAUGCAAAUCUCGCUGGGAGAAAUCGAAAACGAAAUCGUAUUGUGUUCCCGCUGGGGACUAUGAGUAUUUGGAUGUUAACAUUGGAGGAGAAAGAGUGCUCAUCGACUUUGAUUUCCAAUCGAAGUUCGAAAUUGCUAGAUCGAGUGAGACUUACGAGUCGAUAUCGAAGACAUUGCCUUACGUCUUUGUUGGACAAGUUGACAGGUUGACGAAGGUUGUGGUAUUUUUGUCUAAAGCCGCAAAGACGAGCUUUAGGAAGAAAGGGCUAUUUAUGCCACCAUGGAGGAGAGCAGAGUAUUUGUUAACCAAAUGGGUGUCUCAAUAUGAUCGUACUAAGCAAACUCAAGGAGAAACCAGUGGACAAGCUGGUGUUGUCCAUCCUUAA
Arabidopsis thaliana (thale cress) is the source of this 867-nucleotide messenger RNA. Its product is annotated as DNA-directed RNA polymerase subunit beta-beta protein, putative (DUF506). The transcript has 3 exons. NCBI's taxonomy places the organism in Eukaryota, Viridiplantae, Streptophyta, Magnoliopsida, Brassicales, Brassicaceae. The record is from RefSeq and is marked reviewed. The coding region runs from base 1 to 867 and encodes 288 amino acids.